Messenger RNA from Magnolia sinica, 2621 nucleotides. RefSeq names its product conserved oligomeric Golgi complex subunit 6. The coding region runs from base 335 to 2416 and encodes 693 amino acids. Gene Ontology annotation, cellular component: COG complex. The transcript has 12 exons. NCBI's taxonomy places the organism in Eukaryota, Viridiplantae, Streptophyta, Magnoliopsida, Magnoliales, Magnoliaceae. The record is from RefSeq and is a predicted model, not a curated record. Gene Ontology annotation, biological process: intra-Golgi vesicle-mediated transport.
UUAGAAGAGGGAUGAAGAGAGAGAUUCGAUUCGAACCUCAUGUGCGUUUGGUAAAUGCAGCAAUAGACUUUUUAAACUAAUCUCUCGAUUUCCAUUUCUCUUUCUUACGAAAUACAAUCAUCUUCUCUCUCUCUCUCUCUCUCUCUCUCUCUCUCUCAAGAAGCAUCGACUGGGAUCAAAACUCCGUUCUGCUGAAGCUCCAGAUCUCCUCACAUCCGAGAAUCGACAGAGAAUUACGAACCAGAUCAGCCCCUCGAUCAGGCAGGCUGCGAUCUGACCUAGGCUUUAAAAUUGAAGGUGCAAGAGAAGAGCAGAUCUUACAAAGAAAGAGAGGAUGGCAGUGACUCUUGCUCCAGGGUUGUCUCGGAAGUUGAAGAAGGUACUGGAGUCACGUACGGACACACCAGAUGUGCUCGCAUCAUUGUAUACCCUGUCCACCUUCUACACGGAUAACAGCCAUCAAGCACGUAGGAAUCUCAGAUCCACCAUUGAGAAGAGAUCUCUAUCCAUCAACCAUGAAUUCCUCCUCGCCUCCGAAGCUGCUCAAGAGGCGUUGGAUAGAGUGGAGGAAGAAGUCAAUGCCUUAGUCGAAUGUUGUGAUAUGAUUUCCAAGGCAUUAAGCGGAUGUAAUACAACUACGGGAGAUAUCAUCAGUACCACAGAGAGGCUCAAACAAGAACUCGAGGUCACCACACAACGACAAGAGAUUGUAUCAUGCUUCCUCCGUGAUUAUCAACUUUCUAAUGAGGAGAUAAAUGCAUUGAGGGAAGAAGAGCUGAAUGAGAAUUUUUUUAACGCACUUUCACACGUUCAAGAGAUUCAUGCCAAUUGCAAGAUAUUGCUUAGGACACAUCACCAGCGUGCAGGUCUGGAGCUGAUGGAUAUGAUGGCUGUAUACCAAGAAGGAGCAUAUGAGCGCCUAUGCAGGUGGGUUCAAGCGGAGUGUAGGAGACUGGGUGAUACUGAUAAUCCUGAAGUUAGUGAGCUUUUGAAGACAGCUGUUCGCUGCCUGAAAGAAAGGCCUGUUCUUUUCAAGUACUGCGCGGAAGAGGUGGCGAAUAUGAGGCACAAUGCAUUGUUUAGACGGUUUAUAAGUGCUCUUACUCGUGGAGGACCUGGCGGGAUGCCUAGACCCAUUGAAGUGCAUGCUCAUGACCCUUUACGUUAUGUAGGCGAUAUGUUGGGGUGGCUGCAUCAGGCCUUGGCAUCUGAAAGAGAACUUGUACUUGUAUUACUCGAUCCAGAUGCAGUGAUAAAUACUGGACCAACUGCCCGCCGCUUUUCCAAGAACACAGAAAGUGAUCCAAUAAAAACUGAAUCUGACAUGACAUUUGUUCUGGAUAGAAUAUUUGAAGGGGUAUGCCGGCCGUUUAAAGUGAGAGUUGAGCAAGUCCUGCAGUCUCAACCUAGUCUUAUAGUUUCAUAUAAACUCAGUAAUACAUUGGAGUUCUACAGCUACACUAUUGCAGACUUGCUGGGAAGAGAAACAGCUCUCUGUAAUACAAUUUGGUUACUCAAGGAUGCUGCUCAGCAGACUUUCUUUGACAUCCUCAAGGCUCGGGGAGACAAACUUUUAAGGUACCCUCCCCUGGUUGCAGUUGAUCUAUCCCCACCACCAGCAGUUAGAGAAGGGAUCACUGUGCUGCUUGAGAUAAUUGAUAACUAUGACAGCAUGAUGGUUCCCGCUUCAGGAAAGAAGCCCAACUUUGAUCCCGUGAUUACUGCUUUACUAGAUCCUAUUGUUCAGAUGUGUGAACGAGCAGCAGAGGCGCACAGGGCUAAAGGAGUAAUUCACUCAUCGAGAAGAAGUAGAAUGAGUACUGACCCGAGCCAACUCAGUAGAGAUUCUUCAUCUGUUGAUGCAAUUUUGACCAGCAAUAAUUCUAGCUCUUCCACUCAGAAUACUGAAGCUCCCUCCAAGAUAUUCCUCAUCAACUGCUUAUCGGCCAUUCAGCAGCCCUUGUUAGGGCAUGAUGUUGCUGCCAAAUACGUGAGUAACCUUGGAUCUAUGAUCGAGAUGCAUGUCAACAUUCUUGUGGAAAAAGAAGUGGAUUCCAUUCUAAGAAGAUGUGGUUUGUCAAGCAAGAUGCCGUACAUUCACAAGUCAAUGAACAAGGAGCAGGCUGAUGACAUUGGUCCUUUGUCAGAGGUAGAGGACAUGUCACCGCCCUUGCUUUCGGAGUGUUUAAGAACUUUCUUUGGGCUCGUGUCUGGGAGUGAAGGUUCCCUCCCAGAAUUCGAGCAGAUGCAGGACCCUCGGCUGUGCUCUAAGACCUUGAUCUGUCUGGCAAGGUCACUGGCAGAAGCAUAUGAACUCGUCUACAAAGCGAUCAUUGAUCCCAAAAAUCGUUACCCUGACCCCAGGUCCUUGGUAAGGCAUCCUCCGGAUCAGAUACGGACCAUCUUAGGGAUUUGAAACCGUUACUUUCUAUCUGCUGCGAAUGGAAUACCAUUUCUGCUCAUAUUUUUGCUAGCAAUCAUAAUAAUCAAGAGAGAUCGUAGUGCUUUGGCACUUGAUUAAAGCACUUGGAUUCUUGUUUUACAACUAUUGAGUAUCAGAUUCAUGCAUCACUACUGGUUUUGUAUUUGAUAAAAAAUGCUGUCAUCCGUUCCUUCUCUUA